AUGAGAAGUAAGGGUGUCCAGCUGACAACUGGCGGCCAACCUACAACGCUUCCCUCAUCCAUCGUCCAUGCCUCCAACAUUCCCAUCAACGACGACAUCGAAGCCUGGUGGAACGACUGUGGCCCCCUCUUCGAGCGCUUCCUCCAAGCAGGAAAAUACGCCCUCCACCAGCAAUUCCAGUACCUCCUCUUCCUCCGCAACCACCUUAUCCCAGCGCUCGGUCCACACCCGCAGAAAUGGCGCAGCACAAUCACCCGCAGCGGCCUGCCCAUUGAGUACAGCAUCAACUUCCAAACGGACGGCAAGCCCACGCUGAGGAUCGGGUUCGAGCCCGUUAGUAUCCUCUCCGGAAACUCAGCGGACAGAUACAAUCAGCUCGCGCCCGCGGAUCUCACCAGCGUGCUAGGGAAACUACCGCUCCUGGCUGAUUUCGACGCGAGGCUGUAUCACCACUUCACCAACGACUUCGCGCUCUCAAAAGCCGACGAAGCAUCUCUUCAGCAACAAGGCGUCACGCCAGAGAAAGGCCACGUCGUCUCGCAAGCCGCCUUCGGCUUCGACCUCAAGGGCGACCGCAUAGCGGUCAAGGGCUACGUCUUCUGCGGCCGCAAAGCCCUGGCAACGCACACGCCCGUCGGAGAGUUCAUCGCGUCCUCCGUAGCCCCCAUCACCCCGCUAACGGGCUCCUGCGCAGCCUUCGCCCUCGUGCACGAGUACAUGACCGAGACCUCGGGUUAUAACGAAUUCACUUUCCUCAGCUGGGACUGCAUCGAGCGCACGCAGUCGCGCCUGAAGAUCUACGGCGUCCACAACGAAGUAACACCCCGGAAACUCGCGGAGAUGUGGACGCUGGGCGGGCGGCUCGAGGGCAUCCCAGAAAUCAUGCAGGGUCUGCAGCUCGCUCUAAAACUAUGGCUUGCGCUUGGUCUGGACGAGGCGGAUGAUUGCGCGUAUACAGGUCGCUUCGACGAUGGGAUUACCUCUGGGGACGGCGAGGUGUCUUCGCCGAUUCUGUGGAACUUCGAGUUCAAUCCGGGGAAGCGGUACCCCCUUCCCAAGGCGUAUUUUCCGAUUCAUGGCAGGCAGAGUGAUCGGCAUGUUGCGGGGGCGCUGGGGAGGUUCUUUGGGGAGCUUGGGUGGAAGAAGCUUGCGGGGGGUAUACUGAGAUGGUGGAGGGCUUAUAGUAAUCCCGAUCGCGAUAUCUCGCAGACCUCUCGUCUGCAGUCGUGGUUGUCGUUUGCGUUUACCGAGGAGAGUGGUCCAUAUAUGAGCGUGUAUUAUCACUCUUCGGAUGCGUACCCGUGGUCCGACUAG
Messenger RNA from Aspergillus novofumigatus IBT 16806, 1314 nucleotides. RefSeq names its product aromatic prenyl-transferase. Bases 1 to 1314 code for a protein of 437 amino acids. Gene Ontology annotation, molecular function: transferase activity, transferring alkyl or aryl (other than methyl) groups. Lineage: Eukaryota; Fungi; Ascomycota; Eurotiomycetes; Eurotiales; Aspergillaceae. The record is from RefSeq and is a predicted model, not a curated record. The transcript is spliced from 2 exons. Gene Ontology annotation, biological process: alkaloid metabolic process.